Lolium rigidum is the source of this 477-nucleotide messenger RNA. Its product is annotated as transcription factor bHLH162-like. The record is from RefSeq and is a predicted model, not a curated record. The transcript is spliced from 3 exons. Gene Ontology annotation, molecular function: DNA-binding transcription factor activity, RNA polymerase II-specific; RNA polymerase II transcription regulatory region sequence-specific DNA binding. Lineage: Eukaryota; Viridiplantae; Streptophyta; Magnoliopsida; Poales; Poaceae. Gene Ontology annotation, cellular component: RNA polymerase II transcription regulator complex. Gene Ontology annotation, biological process: regulation of transcription by RNA polymerase II. Bases 1 to 477 code for a protein of 158 amino acids.
AUGAGGAAAAAAAAGAAGCUGGAUACAAUGACUCAGUUAAGCAGCUUGGACGAAGCGGCGAAGUACAUUAAGAAGCUCAAGGAAAGGGUUGAUGACCUACAGCAAAGGAGGAGCUAUGUGCAGACCAUAGAUGCCUUAAGAGGUUUUGGUUGUGUCUCAGUGCCCACCACCACCACCAUGAGUGGCGGGGCGGGGUCAUCUAAGUUUCGAGCUGAGAAAGGGGCCUCGUCAAUGGUGGUGGAGGUGAGGCAACACGACGAUUCAAGCAUGGACGUGGUACUUAUAUGCAAUGCGGAUAGGCCCGUCAAGCUCAACGAGGUGAUUACUAUUCUUGAGGAAGAAGGUGCCGAGAUUGUGAACGCUAACCAUUCCAUCGCUGGCCUCAAAAUAUUCUACACCAUACACUCCCGGGUCUUUAGCUCGAGAAUUGGCAUAGAAGUUUCACGGGUUUAUGAAAGACUAAGAGCAUUGGUAUGA